This is a messenger RNA of Neoarius graeffei (lesser salmon catfish), 1444 nucleotides long. RefSeq names its product splicing factor 3b, subunit 4 (gene sf3b4). The transcript is spliced from 6 exons. Bases 71 to 1276 code for a protein of 401 amino acids. Lineage: Eukaryota; Metazoa; Chordata; Actinopteri; Siluriformes; Ariidae. Gene Ontology annotation, cellular component: nucleolus; U12-type spliceosomal complex. Gene Ontology annotation, molecular function: RNA binding. Gene Ontology annotation, biological process: positive regulation of mRNA splicing, via spliceosome. The record is from RefSeq and is a predicted model, not a curated record.
CUGACGACGCGCUUCCACACCGCGCGUGAAGAAGAACACGACUUCCGGCAGCGCGCGCCAGUGUUUCGUCAUGGCGGCGGGACCGAUAUCAGAAAGAAACCAAGAUGCGACAGUGUAUGUGGGUGGUCUGGAUGAGAAAGUGUCCGAGCCAUUGUUAUGGGAACUCUUCCUUCAGGCUGGACCGGUCGUGAACACACACAUGCCCAAAGACAGAGUGACAGGACAGCAUCAGGGUUACGGUUUUGUGGAGUUCCUCAGUGAAGAAGAUGCUGAUUACGCCAUAAAGAUCAUGAACAUGAUAAAGUUGUACGGUAAACCCAUCCGUGUGAACAAAGCCUCAGCUCACAACAAGAACCUGGACGUGGGAGCGAACAUCUUCAUCGGGAACCUGGACCCUGAGAUUGACGAGAAGCUGCUGUACGACACGUUCAGCGCGUUUGGCGUCAUCCUGCAGACCCCCAAGAUCAUGAGGGACCCCGACACAGGCAACUCGAAGGGUUACGCCUUCAUCAACUUUGCCAGCUUCGACGCAUCUGACGCAGCCAUCGAGGCGAUGAACGGUCAGUACCUGUGUAACCGACCCAUCACCGUGUCUUACGCCUUCAAGAAGGACUCUAAGGGGGAGAGGCACGGCUCGGCCGCCGAGAGGCUCCUCGCCGCACAGAACCCACUCUCGCAGGCCGACCGGCCGCAUCAGCUGUUCGCCGACGCGCCGCCCCCUCCUACCGCCCCCACCCCCGUCAUGACCGCGCUGGGAGCGGCCAUCCCGGUACCCGGCCUGCCUCCUCCUGGUGCUUUCCCCCCAGUACCCCCACCGGGUUCUUUACCUCCUGGAAUGCCCCCCGGGAUGCCCAUGCCCCCCGCUCCGGGCACUCCUGCCCCUCAGGGAGCCUCUGCAGUGCCCCCUCCUGGACCUCCACCAUUCCCUCCAGCAGGCAUGCACCCACCAGGAAUGCCACCAAUGCCUCCCUCUGGACCUCCUGGAAUGGUGCCGCCUCCUCCUCCGGGACCUCCGGGAUCCACCCAGCACCGGGCCCCACCCCCACCUGGAAUGCCUCCACCCCCACAGAUGGGCAUGCCCCCCCGGGGACCUUUUGGUCCUCCCAUGGGUCCUCCGAUGCCCCCCGGGAUGAGGGGCCCACCUCCCCCAAUGCCACCCCCGGGUUACGGCACAGGUCCCCCUCGUCCUCCUCCGUUUGGUUUUCAGAGACCCCCAAUGCCCCCCCGCCCCCCUGCACCACCCCGGGCCCCCAUCAGAGCACCCCUCCCCCCUUAACCCAUAGAUUUAUUCAAACCACAGCUUGUUUUUUUUUUAUUUCUCAUUCCAGCAGUUUACUGAAGGACAAAACUGUUGUGAGAAACCUCUGUACACUGAUGAUCCUCCUCUUUCAGUUUCUCUGCUCUUUAACAGGAUUAACUACAAAUAAACGUUUUUAUACUGAAA